UCAGUAUGAUGUCAUUCCAUAUGGUCCAUCCUCCUGUCUCAAAAGUGCUGUAAUUUUCUUCUACCACCGGAAAUUUGACUCGGGAGAGGAAUGCAGGACCCGUAGCCAGUUAUAAUUGUGAUUCAAGACACAACUUCUAUUAGCAGCAACCCAGUCAGACCAUGGCUGGCUUCAGACAAGAGGAUGUGGAGGCGUUCUAUGAUAUGGGAGAGGAGCUAGGGAGUGGACAAUUCGCCAUCGUACGGAAGUGUAAAGACAAGAGUUCUGGCUCGGAGUACGCCGCCAAGUUAAUCAAGAAGCGUCGCCUGUCCUCCAGCCGCCGGGGCGUAAGCCGCGAGGAGAUCGAGAGGGAGGUGAACAUUCUGAGAGAGAUCCAGCACAGCAACAUCAUCACGCUACACGACAUCUUCGAGAACAAGACGGACGUCAUCCUCAUCCUGGAGCUAGUGUCUGGAGGGGAACUAUUUGACUUCCUGGCAGAGAAGGAGUCUCUAACAGAGGAGGAGGCCACACAGUUCCUCAAACAGAUCCUGGACGGAGUCUACUAUCUACACUCCAAACGCAUCGCUCAUUUUGACCUGAAGCCAGAGAACAUCAUGCUGCUUGAUAAGAACGUCUCCAACCCCAGAAUCAAACUCAUCGACUUUGGCAUCGCUCAUCAGAUCAAAGCUGGAAAUGAGUUUAAGAAUAUCUUUGGAACGCCAGAGUUUGUUGCUCCAGAGAUAGUCAACUAUGAACCACUCGGACUGGAGGCUGACAUGUGGAGUAUUGGAGUUAUCACAUACAUUCUGUUGAGUGGUGCCUCUCCGUUCCUGGGGGAGACCAAGCAGGAGACUCUGACCAACAUCUCUGCUGUCAACUAUGACUUUGACGAGGAGUACUUCAGCAAUACCAGUGAGCUGGCCAAGGACUUCAUCAGACGCCUGCUGGUCAAGGAUCCCAAGAAGAGGAUGACCAUCGAUGACAGCCUUCAGCAUCCCUGGAUCAAGGUGAUCAAGAGGCGGAACGUGCGCCAGGAGGAGAGCGGGAAGAAGCCGGAGCGCAGGCGCCUGAAGACCACGCGUCUAAAGGAGUACACUAUCAAGUCCCACUCCUCCAUGCCCCCAAACAACACCUAUGUCAACUUCGAACGCUUCUCCCAGGUGCUGGAGGAGAUCGCUGCUGCUGAGGAGGGGCUGAGAGACCUGGAACAAAACCAGAGGUCGUGCCGGGAGGACGUGGCUGCUCUCCUGUCUAUCUACGAGGAGAAGGAGGGCUGGUACAAGGAGGAGAACCAAAGCAUCGCCAGCGACCUGGGUCACAUCCGCCAGGAGCUGCAGCGUACCCAGGCCCAGCGCAGGCAGAGUCAGGAGGAUGCCCGCGCCACCAUGCUGGCUGCUAACGCCCUCAAGAGGAAGUUUGGCCGUCUGGAGAACCGUUACGAGGUCCUGGCAGAACAGGUGGCGUCGGAGGUGCUCUGGGUGGAGGAGCUGGUCAGGGGGAUAGAGAAGGAGAAGAACAGCCUCGUCAUGCCCUGAGUUUGGCCUGGCUUCUAGUUUCACUGACCUGGUCAUGCCCUGAGGCCAGCCUGGCUUCGAGUUUCACUGACCUGGUCAUGCCCUGAGGCCAGCCUGGCUUCUAGUAUCACUGACCUGGUCAUGCCCUGAGUCUAGCCUGGCUUCUAGUAUCACUGACCUGGUCAUGCCCUGAGUCCAGCCUGGCUUCUAGUAUCACUGACCUGGUCAUGCCCUGAGUCCAGCCUGGCUUCUAGUAUCACUGACCUGGUCAUGCCCUGAGUCCAGCCUGGCUUCUAGUAUCACUGACCUGGUCAUGCCCUGAGUCCAGCCUGGCUUCUAGUAUCACUGACCUGGUCAUGCCCUGAGUCCAGCCUGGCUUCUAGUAUCACUGACCUGGUCAUUCCCUGAGUCCAGCCUGGCUUCUAGUAUCACUGACCUGGUCAUGCCCUGAGUCCAGCCUGGCUUCUAAUAUCACUGACCUGGUCAUGCCCUGAGUCCAGCCUGGCUUCUAGUAUCACUGACCUGGUCAUGCCCUGAGUCUAGCCUGGCUUCUAGUAUCACUGACCUGGUCAUGCCCUGAGGCCAGCCUGGUUUGGUACAGACACCGGUCUUAUAUACCAGCUGUCAUUAGAUUCAGAACAAGGGCCCAGAGUUUUUCUGGUGAGGGAAAACUCUGUCCCCUGGUCAUAAGCCAGGCAUUUGAUGAGGAAAAAUGAUCCCCCUUCCCCAUCUUCCCUUUCUAAUGAAUAGCACCAACAAUGUAUAGAGUCCCUCCCUACUAUGAACACAUUUAAUCAACAAAAUAUGUGUUUAAUGAAUGUCCAUUCCAGUAUUUUCUAAAUUAAUUCAUAAUGUUGAAAAUGGUAAAGAUUGUGAUUCAUUUUUGCAGUAUAUUUGGUUAAGAUGAUGAUACAUACAUACAUACAUACAUACAUACAUACAUACAUACAUACAUACAUACAUACAUACAUACAUACAUACAUACAUACAUACAUACAUACAUACAUACAUACAUACAUACAUACAUACAUACAUACAUACAUACAUACAUACAUACAUACAUACAUACAUACAUACAUACAUACAUACAGGAAGGUUUUCUGCACCUGCAAUCAUUUUCCUAUAGUUUUUUAGCCCUAUACUUAAAGGGAUAUUUAUCAUUAACAGCUGACUAUGAUUGACCAAUAAGGCCCAAGGGGGUGUGGUAUACGGCCAGUAUACCGUGUCUAAGGGCUGUUCCUAUGCAUGAUACAUCAGUGCCUGGACACAGUCCUUAGCUGUGGUAUAUUGGCCAUAUACCACAAACCCCCAAGGUGCCUUAUUGCUAUUAUAAACUGGUUACCUACAUAAUUAGAGCAGUAAAAACAAAUGUUUUGUCAUACCCGUGGCAUACAGUGUGAUAUACCACGGCUGUCAGCCAAUCAGCAUUCAGGGCUUGAACCACCCAGGUUAGAAGUAACAACAACAUAGUAGAAACAAUAGAACAUGUGUUAUAGGGAGAUUCCAUUUUGAAGAUAAUCUUAUUGACACUCAACAACCGUCUUGCUGAACUGCGACGCUACAGACAGAUGCAGAUACUAUAUAUUUAUACUAUAUAAAUACUAAUAGUUCUCUUACGUGUGAAGAGAGUCGUCUUAAAAUGGAUUGUACAAACCUGUUUUGUAACUUGCACGCAGCCUGUACAUUGAACACCUUAUUGCCUAUACAUAAGCUAAAUCAAGUGUGUAGUAAUGUCUAAACCUUUUCAUGAAUAAUGGAAGUCUAGUGACUGUCCCUCAAACGUUUUAGGCCGGUUUCCCUGGACCCUGGACUAUAAAUAAUGGUCACUGGAGAACCUCCAUUUCGAAAAUAGCAUUUUAGUUCAGUAUUUAGCUUAAUCUGUGUCCGGGGAAAACCGUUCCUUUUCAAAUACAACUAUUGCACAGUAGCCUCAUACCAAAUGAUCUGCAUGUCUUAUCUGCUACUAUAUUUGAAUGAUUGUUUUAGUCAGCCUUCGGUCGCUAUGACCAUAACCCCACACUACAGACAUUCCAUGAGUUGGUCUUAAAUCUAUGCAUCACAUUCCAUGUUCCACAUAGAACUCUAUGUACUGUACAUUUCCCUAGUUUAAUAUACUAUUUUGCACUUAAAUAUAGCCGUGUUCCAAACUAUUUCCCAUCCAAUCAUUUUUUUUUUUUUUUUUUUAUGUACCCAAAACUUAUAAUGGUAUGUAUUGUUAAGUUUGAAUGAUGACCUAUUUAGAUGGGGUUUUGUUUCAAAUAAACAAACUCAUAACCUAAA
Molecule: messenger RNA, 3776 nt
Organism: Oncorhynchus gorbuscha (pink salmon)
Lineage: Eukaryota; Metazoa; Chordata; Actinopteri; Salmoniformes; Salmonidae
Product: death-associated protein kinase 3-like
Exons: 12
Coding region: 162-1517 (451 amino acids)
Biological process (GO): intracellular signal transduction; positive regulation of apoptotic process; protein phosphorylation
Cellular component (GO): cytoplasm; nucleus
Molecular function (GO): ATP binding; protein serine/threonine kinase activity
Source: RefSeq, a predicted model, not a curated record